GGUAUGGCAACUUGCUUGUAUUGGAAAGUCAACAGCUGUCAUUAUAAGAUUUUGGUGAUAAAAUAUAUAGACUACAACAAGUACAAAUUAACACCAAAUUAAGUAAUACACUUUUAAAAUUUGCGAAAAACCAAUAAAAUUAGGUAAAAUGGCUUUCUAUAGCUGUGCCAGACUUAGUGCGAAGCCAGUUCUUGCGAGCUUGGGAAGAUUUCCCCUUACAUUGAAAUCUGCUCACUACGCCCAAGCUGCGGUUGUUCCAAAAGUAAAUUUCAAAAAAUUUGAGGCACCAAAACUCGAACAUUAUGACGACAAAAACGCCCGUCUCAAACGUCCAUUGUCUCCUCAUCUUACCAUUUACGCGCCCCAGCUGACGAGUAUGCUGUCCAUUACGCAUCGAACUGCAGGUAUUAUCUUAUCUGGGUAUGCCAGCGUAUUGGGCAUUGGAGCGUUAGUAUUACCUCACGAUGUGUCCCAUUACAUAAUGAUGAUUGAAGGUCUGAACCUGUCUCCGGCAACCAUUUUCCUUGCCAAGUUUUUGAUUGCCGCACCAUUUGGAUACCACUUUGCUAACGGUUUACGUCAUUUGUAUUGGGAUACUGCGAAAGGAUUGACAAUUAAAGAAGUUUACUCCACUGGAUAUGCGAUGCUAGCGACCGCAACUGCUAUUACAUUGUUCCUUGCUGCAUUGUAAAUAUUGACGAAGUAGGGUAGUAAGAAAAAAAAAAUAUUGAAAUGUUAUUUAUUUGUUUUGAAUAUAAGUAUUAAACAUUAAUAUAUCAGA
This is a messenger RNA of Papilio polytes (common Mormon), 781 nucleotides long. RefSeq names its product succinate dehydrogenase cytochrome b560 subunit, mitochondrial-like. The coding region runs from base 149 to 691 and encodes 180 amino acids. Gene Ontology annotation, biological process: mitochondrial electron transport, succinate to ubiquinone; tricarboxylic acid cycle. Gene Ontology annotation, cellular component: membrane. Gene Ontology annotation, molecular function: succinate dehydrogenase activity; electron transfer activity. Lineage: Eukaryota; Metazoa; Arthropoda; Insecta; Lepidoptera; Papilionidae. The transcript has 3 exons. The record is from RefSeq and is a predicted model, not a curated record.